UCCUGUGCAAGCAAGAUGUCGCAUCGAGAUCAAGGAAGUGUGAUACAUCGUCAAAUUCAACAGGAUUGGGCCAAUCGAGAAUACAUAGAAGUUAUAACGACUAGUAUAAAAAAGAUAGCAGAUUUCUUAAAUUCAUUUGAUACAUCUUGUAGAUCAAAAUUAGCCAUGCUGAAUGAAAAAUUGACUGCUCUAGAAAGGAGAGUGGAGUAUAUAGAAGCAAGGAUUACAAAAGGAGAAACAUUGUCUUAGCAAGCCAUUUUGGAACAAUGAAUUUAACAGUUGAGAGAGUCUUAUUAUGAUAUGUACUUGUAAAGUUUACCAGCUGUGGAGAAAAGAAUCACACUAACAACAUUCUGGGUCACUGGUUUUGUCAUCACUCUUGCUGAAAAUGCUGGGAUCAAACAUGGGCUUACGUCACUGUCAUGUGUGAAAAGGGAAGAAACAUUGUGGGUGAAAGUGUACAAAAUGUCCAGACACUGAAGCAGGAUUUCCAGAGAGAACCAGCACACAAGAACACAAAACCAGUUAAUUCACAAAAAUAAACAGCUUUUAGAAUGGAUGAGAAAAAUUAUUCCACCAAGACCAUUUUCAAUUUUAUAUAUUUAAUAACCAGGUGAAUGUUUAGCAAGUGUAAAGACGUUACAGUGAUCAUAAUUGAAGGAAUCACGUUCACGACAAAAAGUGCAUAUAUCUUUGACAGUGGCUUGGGCAGACGCAAAUGGUGUGUUUAUGUCACAACUAUUGCCUGUACAUAAUAAAAGGACUGUUGACUCCUGAAGUAUUAUGAGACCAUUCACAUUGAAUUAAACUGUUAAACUCAAAAGUAAACAUUUAAUUUAAUAGCAUUACAAAUAUAUGUAUUUACCAAAAUUCAAAUCACCCAUUUGUAAAGCAUAUUAUUGAUUGUCAGGUAACAGAUAAC
Lingula anatina is the source of this 922-nucleotide messenger RNA. Its product is annotated as putative protein BRICK1-A. Gene Ontology annotation, cellular component: SCAR complex. Lineage: Eukaryota; Metazoa; Brachiopoda; Lingulata; Lingulida; Lingulidae. Gene Ontology annotation, molecular function: protein-containing complex binding. Gene Ontology annotation, biological process: regulation of actin polymerization or depolymerization; cell motility; actin filament organization. The record is from RefSeq and is a predicted model, not a curated record.